CUACUAUGUACUACGGUGCGCCUUCACUUUGUCUGAAACACCAUGGCUUCUGACGAGGACAAACUACGAGCCAAAGUGGCAAAACUCAAUACAUCUCUCGAUGAGCUCGAGACUCAGCUCGAACCUCUAUUCACCAAGAGCCUUCCCGAGACUCUCGUAGCCCUCGAAACCAUCCAACAAGCCAAAUUGCAAGUGAUCCUUCCAUAUGUACUUUACGAUCUCGUAUUCGUAUACCUCAAAACACGAGGAAUAGAUCCCAAGACCCAUCCUGUUAUCGGCGAACUGGACCGCGUCCGUCAAUACUUUGACAAAAUCAAGAGCGCAGAAGAUUCUGAAGAGAAAAAGAGGCUUGGUAUCGAUAAAGCAGCCGCUAAUAGGUUUAUUAAACACGCCAUCGCCCAAGCAAAGCUAGUAAAAGCUGAAGAACCGAGCAAUACGCCACAUGGACCUGCUUCUACUAGUGAACGGGUUCCAGUAAAAAUAACUAGCAAAAUGGCAGAGCGUGCAGAGUACGAGAAGAACCUGCAGGAAUUGGGCAGUGAAGAAGAGGAGGACCUUGAAGUAUUCGUUGAGGCUGAGGUGUCGGGCAACGAGGAUGCGAUGGAAGAAGAAGAAGAAGAAGGGCAGUCGCUGCCACCCCAAAACAAGGGUAAAUCACGAAUGGUUGAAAAAGAAGUCCCAGAAUGUGAAGAACAAGUAGGUGACAGACGGAAGCGACAACGAAUAGAUCCUUUUGCAGCCUCAGGAUACGGAGAUGAUGAUGCUGGUCAUUCUUCGAAGUCUGAGAAACUAAAGCAGCAGAAAAAGAGGUCGCCCGCAUCUGCCUUACCCAUAGCAGAUAGUGCCUCGGCUGAUCAGACACCAGAUCAGUCAGGACAAAGUACUCAUUUAUCAGCAGCCAACGAAGUGCAGCAACGAAAAGCAGGAAAGAAAGCAAGACGGGAGGAGAAAAAAUCAUCAAGUUGAUACCAGUCAUGUACUGGGACCCUCUACUCCCGGGCCCGUCUUUCAUUCUACACAUCAUGAUAGGAAAGGGCCACAUCAUAUCCGCAAUCAAUGCUAACAUUUUGAGGUCAUCCUCAUAAGUGUAGUACGCGUUGACCCCAGAUCCACAACCGGUAUGAAGAGAGUUCCGAAUCGAUGCAUGGGGAUGCGGCGAUACAUGAUUCUGAGGAUCUUCAGAACAGAUCGUCAGAUGUGUCUGGUGUUGAAAAUCUGCUAGUCUCCUUGCACGGCCACUCCGAACUCGGUUUUGCUCGCGUUCCGAAGAAGAUAUUUGAUUCUUUAGCAUGAUGGAUUACAUACAUAUUUCAUACCAAAAAGUAUUAGGUAGGGAAAUAGAGCUGACAUCCGACACGAGAGUGGCAGGCGUAGGCAUGUGCGUGCAAGUAAAGAGGAGGUAGGCGGUUAUUGCGAUC
Molecule: messenger RNA, 1418 nt
Organism: Suillus bovinus
Lineage: Eukaryota; Fungi; Basidiomycota; Agaricomycetes; Boletales; Suillaceae
Product: Sas10/Utp3/C1D family-domain-containing protein
Exons: 5
Coding region: 43-966 (307 amino acids)
Biological process (GO): maturation of 5.8S rRNA; regulation of gene expression
Cellular component (GO): exosome (RNase complex); nucleolus
Molecular function (GO): RNA binding; DNA binding
Source: RefSeq, a predicted model, not a curated record